UAAGUACUGUGGUUGUGGUGGUACUGUUUUGACAGUUACGGUGUGGAAAGUGUUUACUUUCAAUCGCAUCCAUUACCAAUGGAUAUCGAUAGACACCGUGGUGGGCUGCAGCCCUUGGAACGUUCUAGCCUUGCAGUUUCUUUCAAUAAACCCGGAGGAAGACUGGACAUGAAUCACGGUUUUGUACACCAUAUUCGCAAGAACCAACAGGCGAGGGAUGAUUAUGAUAAGGAAGUGAAGGAAGCAAAGGAGAAACAGAAACGGAGGCAUACUCCAGCUCCACCUCGUCCUCGGAAACCUGACAUACAGGUCUACCACCCAAGAAAGAGAGGUGAUACAGAUACUAAAGUGUGUGAUUAUGAGGAAUCCACAGGAAGUAGCUCCAGCACAGAAGCUGACCUGCUUGGUUGCAAGCUGUUCUGCCUUGAGUAUAAAGCAGAUAGUGGGAAGAUCACAUCUGUAAUUGUAUACAAUAAUGAUGAUCCAGAUCAAGUGGUGGAAAGGGUGUCUCUGCACAACAACCUCGAUAAACGCAUGAAAGUAGCAUUGAGACUGUUAAUGCAGGAAGAAAUCAGCAAGAGAAGGUCUAAGCGCUGAGUGACCUGGUUAACUUAUCCUGAGUUACGAGAGUUCCGCGUUUUGUACCGUUGGAAAUCUUGCCCACUUUGGAUCGGCGAGUUGGGCUUAUAUGCCUGAGACAAUGUGAAGGCUUUACAGCACUCUGUAUCUUCCUUUUUCUUUAAAGCAGUAAAGGGGAGAAGAGGUGGCAUGAAGCAGUAUAGUGAACUGCUGCUCCUGUUAUACAAGGAUUGUCUCUGUACAUAGAGAUUGUUGACAUUUUCAUAACUGUAACAGAACAGUUUUGAGCUUCAUGAUUAGUCCGUCUUGGUGGACAAGGGUAUAGAAGCCUGGGGGUGGGUGAUUCAUUGAUUUAAAAAAACAUAAUAGUACCAUCUGCUGCCUUUGUUACUCUUUAACAACUGUUGUGGAGAUUUAAAAGAGCAGGAGUCUCGCUGUCUUAACCUUGCACAAGUCUUUAUUCUACUCAUAUGGCCUGUCAGGACAGAGUGGGGAUUUUAUUGCAGACUACCUGCAGAGAUGGCACAUGCCUGUGGCUCACUGAGCAAGUUAUUAGGCUCAUUAAUUAGAUAUACCAUUAUGGCAUCAGUGUAAAAAUGUCAUUAUACUGUUGUGACUGAUCAGUAUUUUUAUUUGGUAUGUCUUUAAUAAUGCAGAGUUGGGGGAGGCAGUAGUUUAAAAUGAGGCAUGUUAAAGUCUGGUAAAGAAGGGAGUCAAAAAUUGAUGUUAUUGAAUGGACUGGUUGAAUGGGUAUUGAGUGCCAAGAGAGACCAUAGCAUUGAUAUCCCUCCACCCUGAUGGAAGUGUUUGAUAACCCUCCACACCCCACCGAGACCCAUCUUAAAGGACAGCAAGUUAAGCAUUUUACACUCAUUGAGUGAGGUGGACUGCUUUUGUGGUGAAAUGGUUACAGCUUGAAUGGCUGAGUCCAAGUUUUGUCAUUUCUAAUCCUUUUGCCUCUUCAGAAGUCUGAAGUUAACCUCUUGUAUUAUUAAAAAGUGGUACUGAUCUAUAUAAUUGCACGAAAAUAAGCACGUUGGAACCACCCCAAGCUUUUCUGCUACCCGAGACUUUUUUUUUUCUAAACGCCAGCAUUAUUUUUGUACAGACCCCUGAAGAAUGCUGCUACAUGAAUGAUAAUGGGGCCAUUUUGGGCAGAUUUAGAAGAAGGAAAAACAAAUAUAAAAACUGUCAAGUGGUUGUGCUUCUUGAAAUUUUGUUGGCAAAAGAAAAGGGUGGCUUCAGAAACAAAAUAUCUUUGAAAAUAGUUGUCUUUUUUGUGUUGGAAGCUAUCAGCAGAAACACACAAAGUAGAACUGUAAAAAGGAGAAAAACACACGAGUACUAAAAUGUAAUUGAAUUGCUGUCAGCAUUUGUUACAGUAUUAACAGUGGCAAUUUUAAAUAAAGCCAGAAAAAACUGUACAUAAAAGGCAUUG
Molecule: messenger RNA, 2017 nt
Organism: Protopterus annectens (West African lungfish)
Lineage: Eukaryota; Metazoa; Chordata; Ceratodontiformes; Protopteridae
Gene: CCHR9.PART0H2orf68
Product: chromosome chr9.part0 C2orf68 homolog
Exons: 4
Coding region: 79-597 (172 amino acids)
Source: RefSeq, a predicted model, not a curated record